AUGUUCAAGAUAUUCACUAGACAGAUUUCCUCUAGCGCUGUUGCGUGCGGGAAGAAAAUGCAAGUCUAUGAGCCACUUCCUAAACUUAGAAACGGUGUAAACCUCAUGGAACAUAUCAAGGCUAAACAGUACGAGAAAUUUGACAAAACCGGAUUGAAGAGAAGGGCCAUUUCGUUGCAGAAUCCAGAAAGAAUCAGAUCUGACGAUGUGGUCACUGUUGUCUACAAGAAUCAAAAGCCUGUCACUGGACAGGUCAUCAUGGUGAAAAGAAGUGGCUUAAACUCAACCAUCCUCUUGAGAAACAAAAUUACAGGUCUUGGGGUAGAGAUAAACAUUCCAAUCUUCCAUCCAAACAUUAUCAGACUCGACAUUGUGAGAAGACCUGCUACUUACAAGCCAAGAAACAGACACUACUACAUCAGAAACUCCAGAUUGGACGUUGGUGAAAUCUCUGCCUCCGGCGCUAAAUAG
This is a messenger RNA of Pichia kudriavzevii, 471 nucleotides long. RefSeq lists its product as uncharacterized. The transcript has a single exon. Gene Ontology annotation, molecular function: structural constituent of ribosome. The record is from RefSeq and is a predicted model, not a curated record. Bases 1 to 471 code for a protein of 156 amino acids. Gene Ontology annotation, cellular component: mitochondrial large ribosomal subunit; ribosome. Gene Ontology annotation, biological process: translation. NCBI's taxonomy places the organism in Eukaryota, Fungi, Ascomycota, Pichiomycetes, Pichiales, Pichiaceae.